Cutaneotrichosporon cavernicola is the source of this 423-nucleotide messenger RNA. RefSeq lists its product as uncharacterized. The record is from RefSeq and is a predicted model, not a curated record. The transcript has a single exon. NCBI's taxonomy places the organism in Eukaryota, Fungi, Basidiomycota, Tremellomycetes, Trichosporonales, Trichosporonaceae. The coding region runs from base 1 to 423 and encodes 140 amino acids.
AUGCUUGAAAUUGUAAUUCACCAUUUUCCUCGCCUGCCUCUCCAGUUCUUCAAGGGCCUCGAGUCGGUCGACAAGCUCGGACCCAACGCGGCGGGCUGUCCAGAGCCCCGAUCUCUCUAUCUACCAGUCACGUCGAGCGCCCUCCCCAACACCCCUGGUGCAAUCAACGCAACACUACCGGGUGCGGCCCCUCCCGCUCUGCGACCGUCCGACAGUUUCAGUAGCUUUGACGAAGUCAUCAGUCUCUCCUAUAAACUCGACGUUCCCCUGGAGAUCCGAGCGCUUCUCCUGGCAGCUAAGGUCGCGAAACACGAGCUGUGCGCUCUAAUCACACUCUCGAUUAUGGCCACUUCCAUCCUCGCUCGACCCGGCUCGGAGUUCUCCGCACGGAACCACGAGUGGCUCAAGAAUUGCGUCCCCUAG